GCGAGUAAGGACCUGCUCCUGGCGUUCUCCAGAGACUUCCUGAGCGGAGAGGGAAUUCUCCCCCGGCACCUCGGCUACCUCGGGCUGCCCGUGUCCCACGUCCAGAAGCCGCUGGACGAGUUCAACUUUGCCGUGAAGAAUCUGGCGGGGGACUUGAAAUGUGGCAUUCGUCUUGUGCGUGUGAUGGAGCUCCUCAUCCAGGACUGGAGUCUGUCGGCGAAGCUCCGCCUGCCGACCAUCAGCCGCCUGCAGAAGAUCCACAACGUGGACGUCGCUCUGCAAGUGCUCAAAAGCAGAAACGUCGACCUCAAGGACGAACAUGGAUCCAUCAUUGACUCCAGAGAUGUGGUUGAUGGACACAGAGAGAAGACGCUGGGUCUCCUGUGGAAGAUCAUCUUUGCAUUUCACGUGGAGGUGAUUUUGGACGAGGAGCAGCUGCGAGACGAGAUCGGCUUCCUGAGGAGAGCGCUGAGGACCAAACGGAGGCUGGUGUCCCUGAGGGCCGACCGGGGCCUUCAGCCGAGUCCCGUGAAGACGAGGUCGCCCUACGAGAACAGCAGCACCAAGAUCACCCUGCUGAUGGACUGGACCCGCGCCGUCUGUGACUUCUACGGUCUGAAG
Messenger RNA from Paralichthys olivaceus (Japanese flounder), 621 nucleotides. The record is from RefSeq and is a predicted model, not a curated record. Lineage: Eukaryota; Metazoa; Chordata; Actinopteri; Pleuronectiformes; Paralichthyidae.